CACAACAUUACGUGUUAAUUUGCGAGUUGUCAUUAGUUAGUGCACAUGCGCAGGUUGCAUGGGACUCGAAUUUGAAAUUGUCUGUUACGAAAAAAAGGUGUAAAAGGUUAUGUCGGUUUGUGUUGUUUUUAAAUCGUGUCGGGGAUUGUGUAGUGCGUAUUGUUACGUUACCGAAAAAUUACAUUUUGUUUGUUGUGCCCACUGUAAUCUUAGAAUGAGUAAAAAAUUAAAAUUUGAUACUCUUUCAUCAUCGAGAUCUCUACGAUCUGGAGAUAAAGCCGGCAGUACAGAUUCGUCGAGCACAACAUCCAAAUAUUUUGACGAUGAUAGCGUUUCGCCGAAGAAAACGGAGAAAAAGAAGCGUGCGCCGAUAAAAAUAAAAUACGAAGAAACAGAAAAUGUGAACGACGCAAAGAUUUCUAAAGUAAAAACUGAAGAUGAGAUUGAAACAGGAGGGAAUAAUUGGAUGCCACCAAACUGGGAAACUGUCCUGGAAAAUAUUAAAGAAAUGAGAAAAUACGGAACAGCGCCCGUAGACGAAAUGGGUUGUCACAAGUGUGCCGAUCCCAAAGCUUCCGCCAAAGUCACCAGGUUUCAAUCGUUAAUUGCAUUGAUGCUUAGCAGCCAGACCAAGGAUCAAGUUACUCACGCAGCUAUGCAGAGAUUAAACAGCCACGGAUGUACUCCAGAAACAAUAGCAGGUACUCCCGACGAUACUCUUGGAAAGCUUAUAUAUCCGGUCGGAUUUUGGAAGAGGAAAAUGGAAUACAUCAAAAGAACAUCGGUAAUUUUAAUAGACAAAUAUGACGGUGACAUUCCUAAAACUUUAAAGGAAUUGUGCGACUUGCCGGGCGUGGGACCAAAAAUGGCUCAUAUUUGUAUGCAAAUAGCGUGGGGCGAAGUUUCAGGUAUCGGCGUGGAUACACACGUGCAUCGUAUCUCUAACAGAUUGAAAUGGGUAGAGAAGCCAACAAAGACACCGGAAGGAACAAGAAUUGCGUUAGAAAAGUGGCUUCCAAAAGAUCUUUGGAAAGAGGUAAAUCAUUUGUUAGUUGGGUUUGGGCAAGAAAUUUGCUUACCACGAUUUCCUAAAUGCGGCGAAUGCUUGAAUAAAGAUAUAUGUCCAUUCGUUGGGAACGGUGGAAUGCAAAAGAAGAGAUAA
Molecule: messenger RNA, 1162 nt
Organism: Colletes gigas
Lineage: Eukaryota; Metazoa; Arthropoda; Insecta; Hymenoptera; Colletidae
Gene: Nthl1
Product: endonuclease III-like protein 1
Exons: 2
Coding region: 110-1162 (350 amino acids)
Biological process (GO): nucleotide-excision repair; base-excision repair; base-excision repair, AP site formation
Cellular component (GO): nucleus
Molecular function (GO): DNA binding; oxidized pyrimidine nucleobase lesion DNA N-glycosylase activity; 4 iron, 4 sulfur cluster binding
Source: RefSeq, a predicted model, not a curated record